GGAGGGCGGAGCGGCUGCAGAUCGCGAGGGACAUGUGGACACUCGGUCGCCGAGCGGCUGCCGGCCUCCUGCCCCGCUCCGGGCCCCGAGGCUCUGCCCAGGCCCGCGCCAGGGCUCCGCGGCCGACGGAAGGUCCCCAGCCUUAUGGCUGCCGGGGUCUGCGCACCGGGACCGCCGCGGCCCGCGCACGCAACCAGUCGAGUGUGAGCCUCCGCUGCCUCAACCAGAUUCUGAAUGUCAAAAAGCAGAGCAUCUGUUUGAUGAAUUUGAGGACAACAGGAACUUUGGGCAAUGCUGGCUCUCUGGAUGAUACCACCUAUGAAAGGCUGGCCGAGGAGACGCUGGACUCCUUAGCAGAGUUUUUUGAAGACCUUGCAGACAAACCUUUCACAUUUGAAGACUAUGAUGUCUCCUUUGGGAGUGGCGUUUUAACAAUUAAACUGGGUGGAGAUCUAGGAACCUACGUGAUCAACAAGCAGACCCCAAACAAGCAAAUCUGGUUAUCUUCACCAUCCAGUGGCCCCAAGCGCUACGACUGGACGGGGAGGAACUGGGUGUACUCCCACGACGGUGUGUCCCUCCACGAGCUGCUGGCCACGGAGCUGACGACGGCCUUAAAAACCAAACUGGACUUAUCUUCUCUGGCCUACUCUGGGAAAGGCACUUGCUGCCCAGCCUAGUGCUAAAGACAUUAAAAGCUCUACAGCCAAGACCCCAGCUUUGGCCUUCAGCCAAAUGGCUAGUUUUUUCCAUUCUUGCCUUUGAGGACAGUUAUAUUGUGUGUAGCUGCUCUGUGAAAAGACUGUGUGGCCUCUCGCCCUGCCCCUGAUUAAUUUCCAUAGAGUUUUUUUUUUUUUUGGAUUUGUCUGCUUUCCUUCUUCAUGUGAUACCCCUGAUCCCUUGUAAUGUCUGUAUGUCCAUAACUUUAUGUAUAACCACACAACAAAGAAAAAUAAGAAGGACAAAUACCAGGGGGAGAAAUGAAUUGGCUUCACUAUUCAUUCUUUGAAGGACUUAACUACAAAAACUGCAGGAAGUGAGACUGGCCAGCCUCGCCAUCCUGUCUCAAAAUGAGACUCAUUAAAGGGUGGCCUAAGGGAGUUCCCAUUGUGGCGCAGCAGAACCGAAUCUAACUAGUAUCCAUGAGAAUGCGGAUUUGAUCCCUGGCCUCCAUCAGUGGGUUGGGAAUCCGGUGUUACCAUGAGCUGUGGUGUAGGUCACAGACUUGGCUCAGCUCCCGCGUUGCUGUGGCUGUGGUGUAGACCGGCAGCUGCAGCUCCAAUGUAACCCCUAGCCUGGGAACCUCCAUAUGCCACGUGUGGCCCUAAAAAGCAAAAAAAAAAAAAAAAAGGGUCGCCUAAAAAGUUCCUGCUCCUCUUGAAAGUGUAAACACUUCUAAAUGCAUUAGUAUUGAAGCAUCAGUGGCAACUGGAGAAUUCUCACUCCCAAGACCAUUUUCUCUCUGUGCUUUGUGACUGCAGGGUGUGGUCCACUCGGGGUAACACAGGGAGAUGUGGUGCUGUGUCUUCUAUAUGGACACAUAUUUGUACGUACAUUUACCUGUGUGUAUACAUACAUAUUUUUUUAAGGGUCAGUGUACAAUAAGCUAUUGCAGCACUGGUCUGAAAAUGCAAAAAAUCUCCCAGUGAUGAGAGGAGAAAGCCCUCUCCAUAAGCUUAUAGGUGUAGUAUAAUAAGGUAAUGGAGCUGAGAUGCUUAAACUGUGAAGGACCACAUGAAUGAAAGAUGUUUGUAAAUGAAAGGAACCCUGGUCCUACACUUGGCUAAGCCCCAAAGUAGCAGUCUCUGGGCAAGUUUUUUUCCAACUUCCUGGACAACUCUCCAUGUUAACUGAGAAGGCUGAAAUGGAUAAAAUAUAGUUGAUUCUCAAUUCAGACAUUUAAUGGUCCCGUCGGCAUCUUAACAGGCUAGCUUGAAUUCCCUCCAGUAGAGGAGAUGUCAAUGAACAGGAGUGUUUUUUUUGUUGUUGUUGUUUUUUAAGUUACAGAGUAAAUAUAUGGUUUAAGAUAUUUUCCUACUUGAAUUUCAGUUGAAUUCAUAUUCAUAUAAUCAUCUUUUAUUGUGCCCUUACUGUGCUAGGCCUGUGCUGUGGAUUGAACGUUUAGCUGUUGAUCCAACCACCAGCCACAGCCCUUGGGAAUGGGAUUAGUACCCUUAUAAGAGAGAAGACGGCUGUGUAUGAACCAGAAAGCAGGCCUUUACCAGAUCCCCAGUCUGUGGGGUCUGGAUCUUGGUCUUCCCAGCCUCCAGAACUGUGAGAAAUAAACUUGUUUAUAAGGUG
Messenger RNA from Phacochoerus africanus (Common warthog), 2301 nucleotides. RefSeq names its product frataxin (gene FXN). The coding region runs from base 33 to 680 and encodes 215 amino acids. The transcript has 5 exons. Gene Ontology annotation, biological process: intracellular iron ion homeostasis; iron incorporation into metallo-sulfur cluster. Gene Ontology annotation, molecular function: ferroxidase activity; ferric iron binding; iron chaperone activity. Gene Ontology annotation, cellular component: mitochondrion. The record is from RefSeq and is a predicted model, not a curated record. NCBI's taxonomy places the organism in Eukaryota, Metazoa, Chordata, Mammalia, Artiodactyla, Suidae.